CGCACAGCUGACUCCCUCACUCACAACUUCGCACUUAUAUGGACGAAUAAUUCGGGAGGGCUAAUAAUAACCAGGAGAAAGGGUCAGUGUUAGCUGGUUAAAUAUAGAACCAUGCAGACUAUUUCCGUUCUGCUCAGAGGCUCAGGUCACAACUUCCCAGCUGGUUCAUCGUUAGUAUAAGCGAGCGAGGUUAUCAGAAUAGUUGAUUCAAGCCAAGUCCUUUCUUAGGUCAAUUCCGCGCCCGUGUUGGUCCCGCUGCCUUGUCGGCAUCCAACCAGCGUUCUAGACAAAACUUCGGGCCGUGUGGUAACGCCCACUUAAAGGAUCGAUCUCCAAACCACGCCCAAUAACUUUUCGUACACUUUCCCAGGAGUUCGCACUUUUUGCCACGCCCAUAGGUCAUUACUCUUUCAGCAGGUGCCCCAAGCCCUCACUUUACGUCUUUGCCUCACAACUCUUUUCUUUCUCACCAUCUCCUUGGGCUUAAGUUAUAUUCCUCAAUGGCUUCCAGUGGCAAAAUCGACUUGAAUUCACCAACCAUCACCUGGAAAGAGGCAAAAAGUUACUUAAAGGGCCUAAACAACAAGCAAAAGAGAGACCAUUACAGCGUGAAAGAUUUUAUCAAAUUGAAGCAAAUCCCCGUCUGGAAAGACACUGCCAAAAAAGCGAACAUCAAACAACCAGAGGAGGGAAAAUAUGCCAAGAACAAAGCUCUAAAUGAAAAAGUAUCACUUUUCAGGGGAGACAUAACCAAACUAGAGGUUGAUGCCAUCAUCAACACAGCUAACAGUUCUCUGCUGGGAGGUGGAGGAGUUGAUGGAUGCAUACACAGAGCUGCUGGCCCUCUCUUGAAGCUGGAGUGCAGCUCUCUUGGUGGCUGCCAAACCGGUCUUGCCAAGAUGACCUGUGGUUACCUACUGCCUGCCAAGUAUGUGAUUCACACAGUAGGACCAGUGGUGCAGGGGGACCUCGGAUCUGCUCAGGAGGAAGAACUGAGGAACUGCUAUCGGAACAGCAUGUUAACUGCAGUCGAGGGCAAGCUCCGCUCCGUGGCUUUCCCUUGCAUUUCCACCGGCGUGUUUGGGUAUCCGCCGAAAGCAGCAGCUGAUAUGGCCUUGAGGACCAUACGGGAAUUUCUGGAGGAAAAUAAAGAUAAGUUUGACCGUGUGAUAAUCUGCGUCUUCCUGGAGAAAGACGAAGAGAUUUAUCUCCAAAAGCUUCCAGAAUAUUUCCCUUUGGACUCUACGUAUCCGACCUGUAAACUGCAAGAAUUGCGUUGGAAGCUUUUCACCCUGAAACCCUCCUUCUUCUGCUCGUCCUAUUUGCCUUCAUUAUCAUUAGUAAAGUCAAUUCUAACAAAAAACCUUCACAGUAUGAUUAUUUUAUCCCAAAGAGGAGGGAGGAAUGGAACAGGAAACACCCUAAACAUUUCAGUAAGUGCAGAGUUUAAAAGCACUCAUUGAUUAGCCAUUGAUUUAAUCAGAAAGAUAGCCCAAUAACUGUCACUCAGCAAGAACAGUCCUGUGAAAAGUCCUGUGUAAGGACGGACUAGAAAAUGGUGCUAAAAAACAUUAAAAAAACCUAAUAUCAUGGAAUACCAGGCAGAAUCCAUUCUGAAAGUUCACAUUUGUAUACAUGGGGAAUAUUGAUGUGCAGGUGGGCUGACACCCAGCGUAGGACUAGGCCGGAAAAAACCCAGUAGGCCCCGCUGGCCCACACCCGUUCCACAGAGUGAGACCUCCUCCCCCUCCACU
This is a messenger RNA of Xenopus laevis (African clawed frog), 1754 nucleotides long. It is a transcript of the gene macrod1.L, whose product is annotated as MACRO domain containing 1 L homeolog. The record is from RefSeq and is a predicted model, not a curated record. Gene Ontology annotation, molecular function: ADP-ribosylglutamate-[protein] hydrolase activity. Gene Ontology annotation, cellular component: nucleoplasm. Gene Ontology annotation, biological process: DNA damage response; purine nucleoside metabolic process; peptidyl-glutamate ADP-deribosylation. Lineage: Eukaryota; Metazoa; Chordata; Amphibia; Anura; Pipidae. The transcript has 10 exons. Bases 501 to 1463 code for a protein of 320 amino acids.